AUGGCGGUACCACAUGUGGAUGGCAUCGAAAACAAAUUGGAAAUCCCCAACGAUAUCGUGAAGGCAAUGGACGCCGAAUCGGGGUCCCAGCUCGACACAGGAGAUUCUGAAUACGUAAAUAAAUGUCGUGUAGUUAAUGGCGCGAUACAGGAUAUUGGGAUGGGGAAGCGUUUAUUCAUAGUAACUGGGUUUGGAUACUUCUCCGAUAACGCCUGGAUGGUAGCUAUCAAUUUGAUACUCCCUACCAUCACACCGGAGCUCACGUCAAGCUCACGCCUCCCAUAUCUCACACUUGGCCAGAACAUUGGAUUGCUGCUCGGUGCUGCAUUCUGGGGGAUUGCCGCUGAUAUCUGGGGACGGAACCUUAUUCUCUUUUUGUGGUGUAUUCUCCCGGGAUUACCCAAUGCUCAUCGGAAUGGGGGCGGCAUGGAUUCUUUCUUUCUUUGGUCAUUCGACGAGCUCACUUCCCUCGAAGAGUUUCUACCAGGAACACACCAGUACCUCCUUACAGUGCUCUCAAUUUGGUGGGCCUUUGGAAGAGGAAGAGACCUGGAAGCCAUCGCCGUUGUGAAGAAGGUUGGGGAGGUCAAUGGUAAAGAAGUACAGUUGAGUGUAGAUGCCCUCACACGCUCUGGAAGUUAUAUCGAGAAGGUCAAAAUCCGCCAGCCACACGAAAAUAUGGAUUACAUGGCAAAGGAGGGAGACGCACCAAUAAUCCCGACGAAAAGGAUGCCCACGGCCAAAUCAAGAACGUCAAGUGCUAUACUGAAUGCCAAAUCCCCUAUCCUUGGCUUGAACCACAUCAAGCCGCUUUUCGCGACGAAGAAGCUUAUGUAUUCGACGAGUUUGUUGAUUGUUCUCUGGGGGUUAAUUGGACUUGCAUUUCCACUAUACAGCUCUUUUAUCACAUAUUAUCUAGCCACGCGCGGUGCCCACUUCGGCGACGGAUCAACAUAUGUCACCUACCGUAAUCAAGUAAUUUUAGCUGUUGUUGGUAUUCCUGUCCUCACUGGUGUCUUUCUUCUCCUUUCUCUUACGUCUCGCUCAUCGCCUGCAUUGCUUGGAUGGAAUUGCGCUUAUGUUUUCACGUCCAAAGUCAUGUACGGUGUUUUGUACGCUCUGACUCCAGAGUUAUUGCCGACACGAGAAAGGGGCACAGGGAACGCAUUGUGUGCCAGUGCAAAUCGAAUGUUUGGUGUCAUGGCUCCUAUCAUAGCCCUUUAUGCCAAUAUCACUACGUCCGUGCCCAUCUUUAUAUCAGGGACCAUCUUUAUCCUCGCUGGACUUGUAGUACUUGCACUGCCUUAUGAACCUCGGGGUAAGGCCGCGCUCUAG
This is a messenger RNA of Psilocybe cubensis, 1335 nucleotides long. RefSeq lists its product as uncharacterized. The transcript has 13 exons. Bases 1 to 1335 code for a protein of 444 amino acids. NCBI's taxonomy places the organism in Eukaryota, Fungi, Basidiomycota, Agaricomycetes, Agaricales, Agrocybaceae. The record is from RefSeq and is a predicted model, not a curated record.